Messenger RNA from Lindgomyces ingoldianus, 3462 nucleotides. RefSeq lists its product as uncharacterized. Gene Ontology annotation, molecular function: ATP binding; protein serine/threonine kinase activity. The record is from RefSeq and is a predicted model, not a curated record. Bases 1 to 3462 code for a protein of 1153 amino acids. NCBI's taxonomy places the organism in Eukaryota, Fungi, Ascomycota, Dothideomycetes, Pleosporales, Lindgomycetaceae. Gene Ontology annotation, biological process: intracellular signal transduction; protein phosphorylation. The transcript is spliced from 18 exons.
AUGGAUAAUGUGGUUUCGCGAUGGGAUGGGGGAUGGGGUGAUGUUGUUGGUGAAAGUCACGGUGAGGUAGUGAGGCCGCUGAGGUACUUUGAGAAUUCGAAUCGACUAGCUACGGGCGGCGGAAGCACCCAUGUGGACGCAGGCCAUAGCCACAGCCACACCACCCCACACGGCCCCGCACCCCACAUCCUGGCGAACAAUCAUGUUCUGAUGCACGAUUGUCUUCACUGCACGUGGUUUCACCGUACCAUCACUAUGGACAAUGAGGAACCCCUUGUUCGUGCCGUCCUUAUUCCCUUGUCUGCCUCUGCUAUUGUUACCGUCCGCGAACACCACCGCAGGAAUGCAAUCUCAUCCCAACUGGCGUCACCCCUUCCACAAACUCUACAUACCCACGAUGUGUCUUCCAUAUCGCUCUACCAGGACCGACAUACGCACAGAUUCGUCAUUGGAUCGGAUCCAAGUAGCCAUGUGAGGCUUCAAGAGCUUGGGAAAGACCAGGACUAUAUCAACCUGCACCACGCCAUCAUCUACCCAGACCCCGAUAACCAUCACGUGGAGGUGCACAAUGUCUCUGGCUCCACUUCCUUUCGCGCUUGGUCUGUAGAAUCGCGGGACAUAAUGCAUACAAUUUUACCGGGCGACCACUUCCGGCUUGCAUGCGGUAAUUGGCGCCUGCAAAUCAGCAAAGCACUCGCAUUUGAAGUUCGGCUUCCAUCAAGCAUGGAGCAAUUCAAUGCUCUGGUGGAACCCUCACUGCACGAUCCCGCACCCUCUCCUCGCCGGUCGCUGCGGCUACGACAAAUAACCAAGCUCAGCACCGAAAAUACCUCCUGCGCCUCGCGUGCAUCUACUUCCCGGGCCGAUAAAAAGCUAACGGCAAAAGGAAAAGCAAGUUCAAGGGGAAGAGCCCAGGGUUAUCACCACCCAAGACCCGAAUCGGAAGUCAAUACAAAGACCCCCGAACUCACGCCACGCAAGGCGGCUGGCAAAUCUGCUGCUCCUCGACACAUAACACUGCCAAGCCCACCAGAACUCACGUGGAAUCCGCCAUCUAGGCCAAAAGCUCCUGUCUUGCACGAAACUGUUGGUGAAACCGUCCGCACUAUAGUCCAUAGGGGCAAGCGCGAUGGCAUCGUGACUGCCGUGAAGACUGCUCGAAGACCAUCCGCAGAGAGCACCGCUAGGGAGUGGAGAAACGAGUGUGACAUCCUAAGUAAGCUCCAGCAUCCCCACGUAGUCAGCCUCGUCUACUACGAUGCCCGCGACCUACGACUCGAGCUUGAGUAUGUAGGCCCCGAUCUAGCCAAGGGCGUUGACGAAGCCGGAAUGUCAACACUCUCGCAGGAGGUCCAGUAUCGAGUCUGGCACGACAUCAGCAGUGCCCUUCAAUACAUCCAUGGGGAGGGUAUUUCGCACUGUGACAUCAAGCCCCAGAAUAUUCUUCUAGGUGAUAACGGCAAGAAAGCCAUUCUGUGCGACUUUGGACAAGCUACCAGAACAGGUGUUGUCCAUAGCGGCGGCACUCCACGUUUCAUCGCUCCCGAAUACGUCACCGGAGGUAUCCGUGGGCACCCCGGCGAUAUUUGGGCAUUUGGGAUCACAAUGCUGUUUGUCUUGGCCUUGAUUUCGCUUCCAGAGGAAAUGGGAUGGGCAAUAUAUCGUCUUGCUGAGGAUGAGAGGGUACGAGAAGAGAUGUCCUCUUGGAUCCGCCACAUUAAGGCCAUCGAGAUUCCACCUCGUUACGCCCUGGUAACGCGAAUGCUCGAAGAAAGGCGCCGAAAGAGAAUUACUGCUACUGAUUUGGUUCAAGAACCAUGGGAAGAUGAUCGGACCGGGAUCUCCUACACUGCAAACUACAGUGAACGAUUAGGAGCGGCGACUACCCUAAUUGGACCUUGCUGUAUUCUCGAAGACUUGGUUGGUUCGAAAUGGAAACCGAGUUCAUGUACAUGGCUCAUCCAUGGCCACCGCCAUCGAAGUCUCGAUUCAAAAGACCGAAGAAUGGCGAAGUCCCUACCCCUGAGUAAAUUAACUCCCAGGCUCUUCGGUACGGCUGCCUUAGAUCCGGGGUAUGGUAAUGUCCUUAAGACUCUCAUCAGCAUUGGUAGGUCUGGUAUAGUCCAAACGCCUAUCCCGCCGCAUGACAUCAUCGCCAUGCGACCUCCUCUUGUCUACAGCAAUAGCCUUCCAACAAAUUUCAUUCCCUCGUCUGGUAAACCCACAUUCCAUUCACGGUCGGAGGAAGGAAGAAACGGAACCAUGUACAAUAACGCUAGCUUAGCUCGCCUGAGCCAGCUGCCACAACUCCUCAUCCCUCUAAGUGCCGAAACACAGCUUUUAGGACGUCGCGCAGCGAAGGUCUCGACGACAGCUCAUACCCAUCCGACUUCCCCUCCCAUCGCUUGCGUCGUCGGUCUGGCUUGGCUGAAGUUCUCCUCUACUGUACUACAACUUAAUUGGAGUCUAGGUAGUGUGGGUAGUGGAAGUGGGAGAAUUUUGAGUGGCGGAAGAGCGACAGCGGUACCGCCAGCAGUGGAGGAAUCGGCGAAGAGAUUACGGAGUGGGAGAAUGCAGGAUUCUGAACCGCCCUCCCUAGUCGUCAGUCUUAAAACUAAAGUUCACUUGCAGCCAAGGACCCAUAUCCCCCCCAACAAUCCUCCUGUUCUUUUCACGGAUCGAUAUGGGCCCAACCUCUCGGAGGACGAACUGGGCAUGCCACACCACGACACUAUGACACCGCGGACCGCCCCUCAAAAGGUGUAUUAUGGGUCUUGUCCACCUACGGCAGCUGUCCCACCCACUAAUAGCGUUCCGAAUGUCGACUCCCGAGACGCUAGCGUACUAGACCGUACCGCCGUCCAAGCUCGACUCAGCCAUAGCUCAAUUUGGCGCCUGAGGGUCUACUUUUCUCCACUAGUAGUAGGGGUUCGGGAUAGCGACACCGUCAAGGAGGGUCCAUCUCCGGUAUCAUCACGAAAUGGAGUAGCAGCUAAGAUCCUCCGCGAUGAAUGUGGUUUUGUUAAUCUGCUUGUAUACAUCAGCAUCGUUCCCCAAGAGUUCCUUAUCGGCUACCACAGACUUAUACCGUACUAUUGGUGUUUCUUUUGGAUAAUCGUCGAAUCUACUCUGUUCCACGAAGCCUCUAAGACUUUACAGACGAAAAGGAGGAAGCGCAACAUCAGGCCCAUUGAGCCAGGCUCUCGGAGGCAGGGCGGACCAAUUACCAACGACUUCCAGGAGACUUUUUUUUUUUUUUCCAAAGAUGUUCAAUAUCACCUGCGCCAAAUGAUCUCAUUUUCGAUUGUGAUUACGGAACUCUCUAACCUCCUUCACCUGCUCGCUUUCUUUUACUUUCACGACCUGAUCCUUGGCGCUCCAAUGCUCUAUUUCCGUAAUAAUCUGUGCGCUCCCAAAAAGCUCCACAGCUCUACCCAUAGCAUUCAAUUAUCUACCAUGUAG